AGAUCGUAUAUUUUGUCGAUAAAUCCGCGGUCACACUUAGCAAAACAUAAACACGAUUAAAUAAGUGUGUUAUCAAAAUUAGUUGUUUAAUUAAAGUUAAAGUUAAAAUUUAAAUCAAAUUUCAUACAAUUAUUGAGUUGAAGAAAUUGGAUGAAACUUUGUUUGCCAAUCUGGCGGCAUCAGCUUUGCCAGCAAAAUUCUGAAAAGGUUUGGAUGCCAAACGGACUGUUCUACCUUCUAUUUGACAUACCUUGCCCAGCACGAUAGCAGCCGAAUCACGAAGGUGACGAGCCCCUCUCCAGCCCGCCCCUAUAACACAGACAGAUAAACUCCCACCCCCGCCUGAGCCGUGGGACGGUCAGAGAGAAACAAGUGCAUCCGACGACGAGGCAGCAACAGCAUAGCAUCGUAAUUAAUCAACUACGUUAACAUAGAGUCGCGUUUGGCUAUUCAUGCAGCACAGCACAGCAAAGCAGCAGCAGCAACCAGUGCGAGAAGGGCGUGCCAAUCAAUUUACGGUUAUUGCUAAAAGUUGGCCGGACCAACGAGUGGUAAAGGGCAGAGGCAGAGCGUAAAAAACGCCCAUAAACAAAAGUCUUAAAUCAACAACAGGAGCGGAAGCAGACAACGCUUCGCGAAAAUAUUUAAAUAUAUGCAAACGUCCUUGGGCCGUCGACGUCAGCAGAGCAGGAACAGCAGCAGGAGUCGCAGCAGGACCAGGGACAACAGGCGAAGGGCCAAUAACGAGCCAACAGUAAGUUUCAGCAAAAGGUGCGCUCAAAAUAUGGCUGCCGCAGCUGCCACAUCUCCCGCCGCAGGAGCAGCAGCAUCAACAGCAGGAACGUCGGAAGGUCUCUCUCUUGGUGUUGGCAACGGUAUAGAGAUGCUCAAGGCCCUGUACGACUUUCAGGCGGUCUAUCCCAAGACAAUCAGCUUCGAUGAGGGCGAGUACUUCAUUCUGUACCAAACCUCCGCCCGCCAGCGCAAUUGGUGGCAGGUGGUCAGCAUGAAGGGCAACAUUGGUUUUGUCCCAUCAAAUUACGUAAUGAAGAUUAAGGUGGAGCAUGACUUCCUCAUCAGCUUUCUGAACUCGUCGAUUGAGUCGCUGGAGAAGUGUACAGACCAGGAGAUCAAUGGCAUCAUGUCCAAGGACGAACUGCUGGACCGGCUGCGCGAGAAGAAGAACACCAUGGAGAGGCUCUAUGCGGAGAGCUCGGAACGGGACGGUGACUCCUCGCUCUCAUACUCUCAGAGCUACAGCGAUAAAGUCAGCAGCCAUCGACACUCGCAUCCCCACCAGCAGCCCCAGUCCCAGUCGCAAACCCACUCGCACUCCCACAACCAGCACAGGCAUCACAGUCCGCCGCCCGCUGCCCAGCGGCUGGACAUGAGCCGAAAAAGCAUGUCGAGUCCGGCGGUCGGCUGCAGCCAGCCCCAGGGCCAGGCAAUGGUUGAGUCGCCCAGCAUGGGCAGCAUGCAGAUGCCGAGCAGCAGCUGCACCAUCCAGACACCGCAACAGCAACAGCCGCUGCCAGCACCGCCGCUAGUAGGCAGCACAGGCACAGCCGCAGCUGCAGCUGCCACAUCAACAAAGGCAACGAAUGUGGCAGCCGUGGCCGUGGCAUCUGUGGCUGCCGUGGCGGAUGUGGCACAGGACAACAGCAUCUCAGAGCCCUCAGAGACGACAACGACAACGACCACCACCAGCGAGGACGUGGUGACCACGUACAAGGAGACCAGUCAACUGAGCACAAGCCAGCAUCACAAGCCACCCAACGGAAGUGGCAGUACCGCCUCCGCAUCCGCCUCCACCUCUGCCUCUGGCAUGAAGAGGAGCAGUAGUGCCGGCAAUGCCAGCAUUGGCAGUGCAAGAAAUCACGAUGCGGAUGCAGAUGCGGAUGCGGAUGCGGCUGGUGACGAGCCGGACAGCACGCAGGAAAAGUCAGACGAUGCUAGUGCAGUGCCCAGCGAUGAUGUGGGCAACGCCAUCGCAGAUAGUGCUGACAAUAGCCAGGCCCUGGACAGCAUAGACAGUCCCUCGGCCUCGGCCUCGCCCUCGCACCACCGGCACACGGACAUUGAGGGCGCGGAGGCGGCUGCUGGAACCGCCUGUGACAAAGCGAACUACAUUCGUGGCCAGCUAAAGGUGGAAUCAUCGGAUGUGUAUCAGAUUGUGGAUGCGCUGCGUCGGAAUACGAAUCUUAGCUUUGACCUGUCGUGCGAGGCGCUGCGUGUGGUGUUGACCAGCCUGGAGCAGCUGUACAACGGUUCCAUCAACCCGUACCUGGAGGCCGUCGCCGUCCAUGUCACCGGCAAGGUGCCUACGCCCAAAGAGCUACUGGGCAUCACGCACGACUCGAAGCGACUGCAGUAUCUGUUUGGGCAGCUGGCGGACUGCAAAAACGACACGGAACAGCGCACCUGGAUGCUGUACGAGGACGAGGAGGAUAUCAUUCAGUUCCUCGAGGAGUUGGUUGAGAUACUGAACAAUGCGGACGAGAACAUUAGCUGCUAUGAAAUGUCCUGCGACCAGUACCAGAUGUUCAUCAAUCUGGUUCAGUACUAUCAAAUGGAAACACGCUGGUCCAUCAAGCGCCUGCUGCUCCGGACAUUCACCGCCGCCUGUCAUCUGGAUCACAUUAUUGUGGACAUAUUGCUGACGUCGGUGCUACCGCUAGAGAUUGUGGAAGACAUGAAGACUCACUUUUCCAACCUAGAGCGCUUUAAGCAGCUGGUCAAGAUGCUGACCAUUGUCUUCUCGCUGGGACAACCGAUGCCGGUGAAUCAUCAAGACUAUCUGGGCGUGCACUUUGCCAGCUUUCUGCUGGAGAUCGUCGAGGGCAAUAACCCAGAGCAGCUGGUGGACAUGGUCAUUGCCCUGAUACUGUCCUUCAAUCAGCAAUUCAGCGAAAACACAUACAACGUGAUCAUCGAGGCGAUGCAAAGCCUGCCCACGGCCAAAGUCUUUACCGAGAAGCUGCUGCUUCUGCUCAAUCGGGAGGAUGACCCCACGCGACUGCUGAAGCAUCCGAAUGAGCAUAUGAACACGGUGCUCCGCAUGUUCAUUGACAUCUUCAGCCACCCGGAUACGGCUGGCAUGUUCUACACGAACGAUAUAAAGGUUCUCAUCGACAUUGUGGUGCGACAGCUGUCGGAUCUGGAUGCGGGCAGUGCGACUCGUCCUUGCUACUUGGAGCUGUGCCGACGCAUCCUGCGCAACACAAACUAUCAGGAACACGAGCACCGCAAGCACGAUCUUAUGAAGAUCUUCACACGCAUCUUUUGCGAGGAGACCGAGUGCAGUGCCUCCGAUCAGCAGCUGGUGCGGGAAAUAGCCAACGAAUUUCCACAGCUAUUCAAGGCUUAAACCCAACACCAAACUGAAACCAAAUUAAAGCGUUGCUAGUGAGGCGAGUCAAACAAAACAGCGAGCCAACCAUUAAAAACAAAAACCUUAAAUAUUAUUUAUAGUUCGUAUUGAAAUUUAUUCAGUGCAUUUGUAUUGUUGUGCAUUUGACCUUGGUCCUGAAUACCCCUAACUUCACAAUGCAUUUUGAUCUAUUCCGGAUUGAGGACGCAAGAAAGCAGAGAGCAGAAAACAAGCAACAAGUGAACACACGACUCCCCGUACACAACAUAUAUCUUAUGAUGAAUAUAGUCUGUAAGCUGGGGGCAGGUAACAAAUGUACUAGUUGCAUGUGGAGUAGAUGCAACCUUGUAGCCGGUACCACAUUAGCAAUACACAUAUGUACAUGCAUGCACACGUACAAUAGGUAUGCCUACAUCUACAUAUAUGUAUACAUAGCAAUACGUAUAGUAGGCAUAGGUAGUGUGUGGACAUGCGGAGGGAAUAGCCGUAGCAGUAGUCUACACUAAAUUAUUUUACUAAUUUAGAGACGAUGCUUUUAGCCAGAGAACCAGAGUCAAACAACAAACCAGAAAGAAACCAAACCAAACCCAAACCAAAACAAAACCCUAUUUCAAUUCUAUAGCUAUAAUUGCAAACUGAUUUUGAAACUUUGAAACAGACAAAUUUGACAGACACUCAAUGAAGAUGAUAUUUAUAGCAUAAUUAUACAUACAUAUAUAACGAAAUAUACAUUCAAUUCAUAAGAAAUGGGGAAGGAAAUGUUAAUUGCAAUCUACAAGAAUAAUAACAAUUACGAUAAUUAUAUUAACGAUUAUAUACAUACAUACAUACAUACAUACAUACAAGAUACAUAUAUGACAAGUAUUUGGAGCUAAAGUGCUAAUUUGACAAGACAAACAGACGGAAAAAACCAGUCAUAUGUUAUAUGUAAUAACAGGCAUACGAGUGCAUACAAUGUUGAAUUUGUUUAUAUAAUCUAUGAGGAGAACAGAAACAGAAACUAAAAGAAAAGAAAAGAACAAGGAAUCAUUGAAAAUUGUUAAAGCUCAAAUAUGGAUUGGGAAUGGAAAUGGAAAAAAUGGAGAAGUAGGUGGUUAAGGAGGAACUUAAUUCCGCCUAAAAAACAAGCAAAGAAGGCAAUGCAUUUCUCUCCCUCACUCGCAUACACACACGCACUCUAUUCUCUAUCUAUCUCUCUCUCUCUCUGACUCUCUCUCUAUCACUUUAAGGAAACAAUAUUAAAAUUGUUAUAACUUGAUCUUUUUAUAUAUUCAACAAACGACUACACACACACACACACAUAAACACUUUUACACAGAUCUCUUUCGCUCUGGAGGAGGUCCCGCCUUUCUUCAAGAUAUUAUGAUUUAACAAUUUCAAAUUGUUCGAGAAGCGAUUUCGUUGUUGUUGUUGUCGUUGUUGUUGGAGGCAGCUGUGCAAUAUCUCACAAUUGGUGAAUUUUAUCUACUAUUAAGUUUAUUGUUAGGCAUUGUUAAAUUGUUUAAGCAGAAACUUUUAAUCAAAAAACCUACAUGUGUAUGUAUAUUUGAAUAAUUGCAGUCGAUUUUUGUUCUUGUUGUGUGUUAAAGCCGAAACACGAGCUGCUGCUGAUGCAAAAAGAAACGAAUUUAAUUUGCCAUAAUUUUCGUAGAGAGUAAUAGAUAUUUACAACCAUCAACUAAAAACUAAAACUAAACAAAAUAAACAUUAAAAACGACGACGAAAAAAAAACAAACGAAAUUACGAAUGUGAAACGUGAAUUGUCUUAAAAUCAAUUGCCUACAAAUAAUAAUAUUAAUAACAACAAAUUGUACCUUUCGAUUUUGAAUUAAAAACAAGAUGAACACAAUUAUUGUAACUUAAUCUUAACUUAUUAAUGAUUAUAAGAGGCCAUCGCCACCUCACCCCGUGCACGCACAGCAGCAAUACAAACAAAAAAGACACCCAAUGAAAGUUAAAUAAUACGAGUAACUACAUUACCAAGGAACAACACACGUUUAAGUCAAGCAAAUAGAGCUAAUUUUAAAGAUUGUUAACUUUUCAGUUCUUAACUUUUAAAAACAAACAAGAGACAACAGAGAUCCUACAGCCGAAAAUAGAAUUACACAGUUUUAAAAUGUAUCGGGGAAAACGAACAGGAAAACGAUAUCGAAAUCGCAAUUGUAAAGAAACGAAAUGAUCAAACACAAAUAAAGGUAAAUCUAAUAACUCUGGUUAGUUGUUGGCCAAAAAUGAGUUCAAUAAAUGUGCUUUCAUGAAGAGA
Messenger RNA from Drosophila pseudoobscura, 5633 nucleotides. Its product is annotated as NCK-interacting protein with SH3 domain. The coding region runs from base 653 to 3367 and encodes 904 amino acids. Lineage: Eukaryota; Metazoa; Arthropoda; Insecta; Diptera; Drosophilidae. Gene Ontology annotation, biological process: endocytosis. Gene Ontology annotation, molecular function: Arp2/3 complex binding; protein binding. The record is from RefSeq and is a predicted model, not a curated record. The transcript has 10 exons.